AUGGGGUACAACUACAACUACAUCGAGCAUGUCGAGAACCUAGAGCAGUACUGUCACGGAGGCUUCCAUCCCGUCGCCCUGGGCGAGACUAUAAAUAACCGCUAUCUCGUCCUCAACAAGCUGGGCCAUGGUGGUUACUCUACCGUCUGGCUCUCAUGGGAUAUCCUCAAACAAAAAUAUGCCGCGCUGAAAAUUGUGCUGGCUGACUUUGGAGAGGAUUCGACAGAGGUAGAUGUCCUUCAGAAACUAGAGGCCAAGGCUGGAAAGAAACACCCCGGAAGGUCUUACAUUCGCCAUAUCAAUGACAACUUUCACUUCGACGGGCCCAAUGGAAGACACACAUGCUUGGUUAACGACCCGGCUAUGAUGUCUUUGAGACUCGCAAAGGAUGCUUCUUUCUCAAAGCUCUUCCAGCCACGCACAGCCCGAGCCAUCGCUGCUCAGGUCGUUCAAUCGAUCGCCUAUCUUCAUGAAGGCGGUGUGGUGCACGGUGAUCUUCAUCUCGACAACAUCCUGCUGCAGCUUCCUGACCGGAUCAGAUGCUUAUCCCCGGAUCAACUCCACGAGAGACACAGUCACCCUACAACGGUGCCUGUCACAAGACUUGACGGUCUUCCUCUUGAUGAAAACGCCCCACGAAAUGCUGUGCUGCCAAUUUGGCUAGGCCAGAAGAGUGAGGAUGUCGCUCUGGGGGAUGCAAAGAUCCUCCUUGGUGACUUUGGCGAAUCGUUUCUCCCUAGCGAAGAGAAGCGAAACUACUCCAACGCACCCAUCCGCUACCGAGCUCCUGAAACCCAAUUCCCAGACGUCUGCCCAUCACUGUCCUUCAGCUCCGACAUCUGGAGCCUAGGCUGUCUCCUCUGGAACGUCGUUGGCCAGCGUCCCCUCUUCGACGCCUGGACACUCUCCGAAGAUGACAUCCUGCAGGACCAAACCGAUCUUCUCGGCGAAAUCCCAGAAGAGUGGUCUGCAUACAGCUCCAAGCGCUCAGAGUACUGGAUCGAAGACGUCUCGGCAGAAGAGUCCGAAACACCGAUCCAAAACAACGGUUGCACAUGGGAGUCCCGCUUUGAAAGCAGUGUCCAGCAAGGACGCAAGGAAAGCGGCAUGAAGCCCAUGUCCAAGGACGAAAAGGAUGCUUUCAUCGACAUGAUGAAGACAAUGAUGACGUUCCGUCCCGAGGAGAGAGUCUCGGCCAAGGAGCUUUUGGAGUCAAAGUGGAUGAAGCAGUGGGCUUUGCCCGAGCUAAGAAAGCUUGCGGCUUCAUGA
This is a messenger RNA of Fusarium graminearum PH-1, 1269 nucleotides long. RefSeq lists its product as uncharacterized. The record is from RefSeq and is a predicted model, not a curated record. Gene Ontology annotation, biological process: protein phosphorylation; regulation of mRNA processing; spliceosomal complex assembly. Lineage: Eukaryota; Fungi; Ascomycota; Sordariomycetes; Hypocreales; Nectriaceae. Bases 1 to 1269 code for a protein of 422 amino acids. The transcript has a single exon. Gene Ontology annotation, molecular function: protein kinase activity; ATP binding.